UACCACCGCCCCACCAACACCAGGCACAACCAACAUCACUACCACCAGCAGGGCCAGCACCACCAACACCUCUCCCGCUCCGACACAAAGCACAAGCACCAUUACUACACCAACACCAACCGAGACCACCUCAGCCAGCAGCACCAGUAGCACCUCCAGUAUCACUGCUGGAAGCACCACAUCGUCCACAGCCACGUCUGCAACAACAAAAACCUCCACUGUGGCAACAGAGACUCCAACGUCAAGCACUACUGCGUCCACCCUCACCCAGUCCACAGUGA
This is a messenger RNA of Tauraco erythrolophus (red-crested turaco), 281 nucleotides long. The record is from RefSeq and is a predicted model, not a curated record. NCBI's taxonomy places the organism in Eukaryota, Metazoa, Chordata, Aves, Musophagiformes, Musophagidae.